AUGGCCUCACGGCGCGCCUUUGUGGCUGCAAGUUUGUUCAGGCCUUCACAGUACCUGCAAGCACGCUCAUAUUCGUUUCACAACGUUAAGUACAUAAAUCCAGUGGUACCAAAGGAGCCGAAGAAGAAUUCGGGAGUCCAUCCCGACGAGCUCGAGAAGCUUUUCGCAGAGCCCACCUGGUCCGUCAAGUCACUUCUACCACCCAAGACGCGCGCUGCCGAUGCCCCGAAAAUCACCUCUGAGCAGCUCCACCACCUACUGCGAUUGUCUGCCCUCCCGCCACCCGAGACGUCCGAACAAGAGCAGAAGAUGCUGGACACGCUUGCGGACCAACUGCAUUUUGUGGGUAAGAUACAAGAGGUAGAUACCACGGGCGUAACUCCCCUACGGGCUAUACGUCCUGAGGGACAAGCUGCGAUAAAGGAGCAGAUGAUCGGGUUGGAGCAGGUCAAGGAAGUCCUCAACAGCGAGAAAGUCAUAGGACAGCAUUAUAAGCGCAUACAACGAGACACAACACCCAAGGACGCCAAAGACGUUGAAGACUGGGACGUACUAGGCUCAGCUGAGCGCAAGUCUGGCAAAUACUUUGUUGUUGAGAGCGAGCGACCCCAGGAAUGA
Molecule: messenger RNA, 618 nt
Organism: Pyrenophora tritici-repentis Pt-1C-BFP
Lineage: Eukaryota; Fungi; Ascomycota; Dothideomycetes; Pleosporales; Pleosporaceae
Product: GatC, Asp-tRNAAsn-Glu-tRNAGln amidotransferase C subunit
Biological process (GO): glutaminyl-tRNAGln biosynthesis via transamidation; regulation of translational fidelity
Molecular function (GO): glutaminyl-tRNA synthase (glutamine-hydrolyzing) activity
Source: RefSeq, a predicted model, not a curated record